Molecule: messenger RNA, 5003 nt
Organism: Rhinichthys klamathensis goyatoka
Lineage: Eukaryota; Metazoa; Chordata; Actinopteri; Cypriniformes; Leuciscidae
Gene: fyco1b
Product: FYVE and coiled-coil domain autophagy adaptor 1b
Exons: 18
Coding region: 164-4204 (1346 amino acids)
Biological process (GO): plus-end-directed vesicle transport along microtubule; positive regulation of autophagosome maturation
Cellular component (GO): lysosome; late endosome; autophagosome
Molecular function (GO): metal ion binding
Source: RefSeq, a predicted model, not a curated record
CGUUUUCUUCUCUGAUUGGAUCAGCGUGCUGUCAGUCAAUCUAAGGAACCGUCCCCUAUAAUGGCAGCAGGGUUGUAUCUACUGUAAACACUCGAUGAGGAAGAGCAUCUUUCUGCAUAAUGUUGACUUUAUGAACCAUCCACACUAACAUAUUCAGCCCACCAUGAGUACAGUGGGAGAAAACCAGCUGCAGAGAAUAAUCAGAGAUCUGCAUGAUGCAGUUUCUGAGUUGAGCAAAGAACAUUGUGAUACUGGAGAGCCCAUCACCGAUGACAGUUCCAGUCUUCACAAGUUCUGCUAUAAACUGGAGUACCUACUGCAAUUUGACCAGAAAGAGAGGACCACAUUUCUGGGCAGCAGGAAAGACUACUGGGACUAUUUCUGUGACUGCUUGUCCAAGAUUAAAGGAGCUAAUGACGGCAUUCGCUUUGUCAAAUCAAUCCCCGAGCUGAAGACGUCAUUGGGGAAAGGACGGGCUUUCAUCCGCUACUGUCUGGUGCACCAAAGGCUGGCAGACACUCUUCAGCAAUGUCUUAUGAACUACAAAAUCACAUGUGAGUGGUAUUAUGAACGCAGUCCCUUCCUGAAGUCCCAUCUGAACAUCGAUAUCAUCAACCACCUGUAUGAACUCAAUGAGGUCCAGUUUGAUGUAGCAUCCCGAGGUCAUGACCUUGACUCUGACUGGCCUGCUUUUGCUAGAAAGACUUUGGGAUCAGCUCUCUCAUCUGCCCAUGUGUGGAAACCACCCAGUCGCUGCUCUAGCGUCAACAGUCUGGUCAGCAGUUACUCACAGCAAGCUCAGGAGUUUCUUCCAGGCCAAGAAUUUGGCUCCAGUCUACUAGGUGAUCUGGGUGAGUUGGGCGAGCUGGGCGAGCUGUCUUGUAGCCCUUCUGAGGACCUGCGCAUUGAGCUUGACCAAUCAGAGUUGAGACAACAAGAGCUCCAGGAGAAGGUCCAGCAGCUCACCAGUGAGGCAGGUGAUCUUAGAGCCGUGCUCAGUGACCUACAGGAACAACUCUUGGCUAAAGGACCUAAUCAAGAGAAAGAAGGAGAGCAGUCCUCAGGGGAGCUGGAGUCUCUGCAGACAUCAGAACGCAAGCUAGAAGCCAAGCUGAGCAUUGCGGAGAACAGAAACAUGGAGUUGCUGUCAAAGCUUGACGGAGCUCUGAGCGAAAAAGGACAGCAGGCCGCCAACUACUGUGACUCUGCCUGGACGAUCCAAGAGCUCCUGACCAAGCUAAAGGAAGCUGAAGAAGAGAGGAUUGAGUCUAAACGAGAGAGCGAAGACCGAGCUAGACUAGCUGAGCGACUUGCCCAGGAUCUGACGCUUCAGGAGGAGAAAGUAAAGGAGAUGGAAGGAAAACUGGACACAUGUAGAGUCUCCGCCGACAAAGAACGAACAACUGCAAAGCAACAGACUGAUGAGCUGCAGGUGACCAUUAACCGCCUUCAGGGAGCACUAUCACUGAAGGAGCGGGAAACUGGGAACUUCCAGACACAGCUUCAGGACGUGCAAAGGGCAUUGGAGGCCCAGGAGAGUCAACUGGAGGAGCACAAGAAAAGGAUGCAAGAUGAGUUGCAACAUAAAAGUGUGCUUGAAGAAAAACUAAAUACAAAGAUGAAUGAGUUAGCCACCAGUACCCAGAAGAUUCGGCAACUGGAGAAUCAUAACCAGCGGUUGACUGCAGAGAGUCAGAGCUUUCAAGGGCAAGCCAAGAAACUGGAAGAGUACAAGACCCAGUGCACAAGUUUAAUGGAGAUCAAUGCCAAGCUGAUCCAGACUGUGAAAAGAAACGAGGACAGCAGCAAAGAGCUGGCACAAACCAAGACCGCUCUAGAGAGAGAUCUGAUCACUGCACAGGCCUACGAGAGGCAACCUGUGAGCAGACUGGAGUCAACUGGACUGACUGUAGAGAACCGAAAUCUGGAGAAGUGCAUACAGAACGGCCAGAUAAACAGUGAGGAAACUGAAAUUGAACAACUUGGGGAGAAGAGUAUAUCAAGGCUGGAAGAAUUAGACGACAGUGCCGCAGUCCCACAGGAGAACAAGAGAACAUCUUCUAGACAACUACUGGAGGCCAUUGAAUCCUCAAGAACUGAAAAUGGAAAAUCCACUUCCAGGUUGGCUCUGGCUGAGGCCCAACUUGAACUCAACAUGAAGGAGGUUUCCAGACUUCAGGAGGAGGUCAUGGAGCUCCGGGCACAGCUAUUGGUAAGCUCAGAGGAGAGGAUGAAGAUCCAGGCUCUGCAGGAAGUGACAGAAGCCUCCAGAGAAGACCUCCGUGCUCAGACGGAGCAACUUAAGUCCCAGGUGGAAGAGCUAAACCGUAGGCAUGUGGAUGAACUGCUACGCUGCCAUGAAAGAGAGGACGCUCUGGUAAAAGAGAGGGACAUGGAGGCCAAGGUACAGUCAGAAAUCCAAACGAGCAUUACUGCCAUGAGGGAGGAGCUUAAUUUGUUGAAAAAGCAGAACAGCACACUUGUAUUUGAAAAUGGAGAGGCUUGUGAGGCCUUACAUAGGGCUAACACUGAGACAGCAGAGCUCGGGGUUCACGUUUGCAUGCUGACGGGCCAGAAUGAGGAGGCUAAGUUGCGAUGGGAAGAGCUUUCUACCAAACUGCAGGAGCUACAGAUGGAGGCACAAGAGGAGGUGGAAACUCUCAGUGAUUCGAUGAAGGCCAUGAGUAACGAUAAUGCAAGACUCCAAGAGCAGCUAAAGCAGACAGAGGGACUCCCAGAAGCCAUGCAGAAAUUGCAGGAGAGACUUGAACAGGUAGAGGAAGAGGCCAAAAGCCUCCAAGAGAUCCGGCAGAGGGAAGGGGACACACUGAGGUCUCAGUUGAGCGAUGAGGCAGAGCACCACCAAAGUCAAGUACAGGGUCUGAAUGAGGAACUGGAUGCACUAAGGAGGAGGUUGGAAAACGAAGUUGAGAAAGUCUCAAGUCUUGAGUCCAAAGUGUUGGAGCUUGAGUCUGUCAACAGUCAGAUGAUCGAAAAGAAAAAUGCCCUCGUUGAUGAUUCUGAAACUAUAAUUCAUCAGAAAGAGGAACAGAUAAAAAACCUCAGACUGGACUUAUCAAGAGCUGAGAAGGAACUGGCACUUGCUCAGCAGUCCUGUCAUGAACUGGGUGUGAACUUAAGCAGAAGUGCAAUGGAGAAGCAAGACAUUGAACUGAAGAUGUCUGCUGAGAUAGAUGACCUUUAUCGUACCAAAAAGAACCUGGGGGAGAGACUUAUUGAGCUCCUAAGGGAGAAAGAUGCUUUAUGGCAGAAGUCAGAUGCACUGGAGUUUGAACAGAAACUGAGAGCUGAGGAACAGACAGACAGAGACGUCACAUACUGCCUGAGCUGCCGCAAUAACUUCGGCUGGAUGCUGCACAGACACAACUGCAGGCUAUGUGGGCGCCCAUUCUGUUACUACUGCUGCAAUUAUGCUGUGAGUGUCCAAGGUGGUGGUAAGGAGCGCUGUUGUAAGGACUGCUUCACUCAGCACAGUGCUGGACAAGAGCGCCACCCAAAGGAAAAUUUGGGCAGUCUUUUACGCUCAAUGUCAAGCCCAACCCGAACCAGCACACCUAGAGUCCCUGGGGUACUGAAGUCCCCUCGGCCAGAUGACGCAGCGUAUGACAUCAUCACAGAAGAGGAGGCGAACUGUAUCCAUGACAGCGACUCAUACUACACUGCACUGUCACCAGAGACACAACAGCUAAGCAGCAGUGACAUCGCCAGCACAGAAGAUUCAGACGAGCUGAUUGGCUCGGUUCAGGAUGCUGAGAUCUGCCUGCUGAAAUCUGGAGAGAUGACGCUGUCUGUGCCGUUCAGUGUAAAGGACGUGAAUCAGUUUGGCGAUAUGUCCAGAGAACUCUUCAUCAAGUCCAGCUGUUACAGUGUUAUUCUCAUAACCGCUGCACAUCCGGGUCCUACGAUCAGCUGGGUCUUCUCCUCUGAACCCAAGAGCAUCGCCUUCAGCGUGGUGUACAGAGAGAACACAGAUACACCUCUAGAAGAGGCCAAGGUUCUGAUCCCUCUGACAAGAUGUAAAUCUCAUAAGGAAACAAUUCAGGGUCAGUUGAAGGUCAGGAACACUGGAGAAUACACCCUUAUCUUCGACAACUCCUUCUCCAGGUUCGUCUCAAAGAAGGUCCUGUACAAACUGAGUAUAGAGAAGCCAGAGGAAGCCAAUGGAAGUGAUUGUUCUUCAUAAGACAACAAAACACGCACACUAUUCUGUCUGUGCCAGGUCAAGGGACUGCUUGUCGAGGAUUAUGUCCAUUCAUCAAGCCAAACAUGGUGCAUGAUGCUGCUUUCACAAUCACAUGAAGGAAAUAAGAAAAUAGACUUCACAUGGAAAUGAAGGACAUUUUAGGAUUUUAUUUAUUAUAUUAUUUCCCCCCCUUAAAUUCUUGUCCUAUUAAUAAUGGAAAAAUCUAUUUUCUAAAAAUCUAAUUCAAAAACCACAUCCCUCUUAUGAUUGAUUUUAACAUAUUUUUGGGGAAACUCUAAUAGCCAGAAUGGCACAAUAUCUCUGACAUAGUUAUCAAUAAAUCUAAAGGGAAUGGAUGGCAAAAAAAAAAAAAAAAAAAAUCUGAAAUGCAGUGAAAUAUAGAAAUAUAGCUGUGUGGUCAGUAGUAAAAUAGAUGAAGGUUGAAGGAUAGGAGAUUAUGCACUACAGAAGAGCUUUAUUAUUGUUUUGUCAUUAAAUUAGUAAAUGUAGAUAUGCUGAAAAUGCUUCUACGACAUCAGGUUUCUCACAUACGCCUGUCUUUUUAACAUUCUGUGUUAACUCUUUACAAUGAGUUUUCAUUUAUGAACAAUAAUUAAAUGCAUUAACUGAUUUUUACAGCAGUAUUACCCUUUGUUAAUGUCAGUUAAUAAAAAUGUUAAUGUUCAUCUUAGUUCACAGUGCAUUAACUAAUGCUAAAAACUUUUGAUUUUAAAAAUGUAGUUGUAAAUGUUUAGAUUAACAUUAACUAAGAAUAAUAAAUGCUGUAGAAGUACUGGCC